GGUGCACAGGUCUCCUGGGCAGUGCCAGCGAAGAGCGUAAAUCGGCGCUCGCUCCCACACCGUCCUAUAAUGCUCUGCCUUCUCUCUUUAUCCUCAUCGGCACGGCACAGAUUAACAACGAUUAUUUUCUCAGCAAUCCUUGGAUCGAAAUUGCGUCGUAACAACGAGGGAUGCUUGCAGAGCACAGGGAGAACAGUAGGGCUGGCUUUGGCCUCAAGAAGCCUCUAAAGAUGAAUAUGGUGAAGAGGAUCAUGGGGAGGCCGCGGCAGGAGGAGUGCAGCCCACAGGACAACGCACUGGGACUCAUGCACCUGCGCCGUCUCUUCUCCGAGCUCUGCCACCCGCCGCGCCAUAUGACACAAAAAGAGCAGGAGGAGAAGCUCUACAUGAUGCUGCCUGUUUUCAACCGGGUGUUUGGGAACGCUCCACCGAACACAAUGAAUGAGAAGUUUUCAGACCUGCUGCAGUUCACCACUCAAGUGUCCAGGCUGAUGGUGACUGAGAUCAGACGGAGAGCGUCCAAUAAAUCCACAGAGGCGGCCAGCAGAGCCAUUGUGCAGUUUCUGGAGGUAAAUCAGAGCGAGGAGGCGAGCCGGGGCUGGAUGCUCCUGACCACCAUCAACCUGCUGGCCUCCUCAGGACAGAAAACAGUGGACUGUAUGACCACCAUGUCGGUGCCCUCCACUCUGGUGAAAUGUCUAUAUUUGUUUUUUGACCUGCCCCACAUGCCCGAGGUUCCUGCUGCCACCCAGACUGAGCUUCCUCUGGCGGACCGCAGAGCUCUUCUACAGAAAGUCUUUGUCCAGAUCCUGGUGAAGCUGUGCAGUUUUGUGUCUCCGGCAGAAGAGCUGGCCCAGAAGGAUGAUCUACAGCUGCUCUUCAGUGCCAUCACCUCCUGGUGUCCCCCCCACAACCUUCCCUGGAGGAAGAGCGCUGGAGAAGUGCUUACCACCAUCUCCCGACACGGCCUCAGCAUCAACGUCGUCAAGUACAUCCACGAGAAAGAGUGCUUGUCAACGUGCAUCCAGAACAUGCAGCAGUCAGAUGACCUCUCUCCUCUGGAGAUUGUGGAGAUGUUUGCCGGGCUCUCCUGUUUUCUGAAGGAUUCGAGUGAUGUCUCUCAGACUCUCCUGGAUGACUUCCGCAUGUGUCAGGGCUACACCUUCCUCGUAGAUCUUAUGAUCAGGUUGGAGCAGGCCAAAGAGGAGGAAUCCAAAGAUGCUCUAAAGGACCUGGUGAACCUGAUGACCGCUCUGACCACAUAUGGUGUCAGUGAGCUGAAGCCAGCUGGUCUCACCACUGGAGCACCCUUCCUGCUUCCAGGUUUUGUGGUUCCACAGCCUUCUGGAAAAGGCCACACGGUCAGAAACAUCCAGGCUUUCUCUGUGCUUCAGAAUGCCUUCUUGAAGGCCAAGAGUGGUCGAUUAGCACGUAUGAUCCUUGAAGCCAUUGCCAACAUCUACGCCGCAGACUAUGCCAACUAUUUCAUCUUAGAGGCGCAGCAUGCGCUAUCGCAGUUUGCAGACAGAGUAGCAAAACUACCGGAGGUGCAGUCCAAGUACUUCGAGGUACUGGAGUUUGUCGUCUUCGGACUUAAUUACGUACCAUGCAAAGAGCUUUUUAGCGUUAGCGUGCUAUUAAAGUCGAGCACCUCUUACGGAUGUAGCAUCACUGCCACCCGCACUCUUCUCAAACUCGGGCGCCACCACCCUGUCUUCAGUGAUGUCUUCCGUGAAGUUGGACUGCUGGAAGUGCUAGUUAACCUGCUCCACAAAUAUGCAGCGCUGCUGAAAGACCCAACGCAAGCCCAUGGCGAGCAGGGUGAUGCCAAGAACAAUGUGGCUGAAGAGCAAAAACAGCUUGCCUGGCUUGUCAUGGAGACACUCACAGUCCUCUUGCAAGGCUCGAACACAAAUGCAGGAUUGUUCCGUGAGUUUGGCGGAGCCCGGUGUGUGCACAACAUUGUGAAGUACCGUCAGUGUCGUGAGCACGCUCUGAUGAUCAUUCAACAGCUGGUGCUGUCGCCAUCUGGAGAUGAUGACAUGGGUACUCUGCUCGGCCUUAUGCACUCUGCACCAUCAACAGAACUACAGCUCAAAACUGACAUUCUGCGGGCUUUGCUAGUGGUGCUGCGCGAGAGCCACCGCACACGCACCGUCUUCCGCAAGGUGGGCGGCUUUGUGUACGUGACCUCACUGUUGGUUGCCAUGGAGCGUUCUCUCUGUUCUCCACCUGUCAGCGGCUGGGAGAAGGUCAACCAGAACAAAAUCUUUGAACUUCUACAUACCGUAUUCUGCACUCUAACAGCAGCCAUGCGUUAUGAACCUGCCAACUCGCACUUCUUUCGCACUGAGAUCCAAUACGAGAAGCUGGCCGAUGCGGUGCGACUUUUGGGAUGUUUUUCCGAUUCUAAGAAAGUUGGUCCAGCAACCGUCUUCCCCUCUAAUGCCCAGCCAUUCCAGCGGUUACUGGAGGAUGAGAUCAUACCUGCAGAAAACGUUUGUCCCACUCUUAAGCACUGCAGCAAGCUGUUCAUCUACCUGUACAAGAUGGCCACAGACUCAUUUGACAGUCGUGCCGAGCAGGUGCCCCCCUGCCUGACUCACGAGACCUCAUUGCCCUCUCCUUGGGGCACGCCAGCAAUCGCCAGGAAGAGAAAUGGCUAUCACAGCUCAUCCAACUCUGCUCCUGGUAAAGCCCUAACGGACCUAAAGCUGCACUUGGGAAAUCCAUCCCAGCACUCUUCAGACCCUGUAGUCAUCCACCCUGGAGCAGUGCUGGCAGUGCUCGACCUCCUACCCUCCGUUUCUUCUGACACACAGCCUGAGCAUGCUCUGGACCUGCAGUUAGCAGUUGCUAACAUCCUGCAGCUGCUGGUGCAUUCAGAGAGGAACCAGCAGAUCCUGUGUGAGGCGGGUCUGCACUCACGCUUGCUUCAGCGCUGUAGCUGCGCUUUGGGAGACGAAGAUCACCCACUCCACCCACCACUGCAGAGGAUGUUUGAGCGACUGGCUUCCCAGGCCCUAGAGCCUAUGGUGCUCAGGGAAUUUUUACGACUUGGGAAUCCUCUGAAUUGCGGUGCCUGGGACAAAAAGCUCCUGAAGCAAUAUCGGGUCCACAAGCCGAGCUCCCUCAGCUAUGAAGCUGAAAUGCGCAACAGCAUGACUUUGUCCAUGGAGGGUUUUGGGCCGGAUAGCGUGUUCACAAUUAAUGAGGACAACAGCCAGUACCGGAUCAGUCGAAGUCUGGUGCGAUCGGCUGAGGGCAGCACUGUGCCCCUCACCCGAGUCAAGUGCCUGGUCUCCAUGACGACGCCCCAUGACAUCCGUCUCCAUGGAUCCUCCGUCACGCCCGCCUUCGUGGAGUUUGACACGUCAUUAGAGGGAUUCGGAUGUUUGUUUUUGCCCAGUUUGGCCCCUCACAACGCACCAUUCAGUAAUGCCAACACAUCUGGAGUCAGUGACGGGGCGGUGGUCAGCGGCAUGGGAAACGGUGAGCGUUUCUUUCCACCCCCAUCUGGCCUGAGUUACUCAACGUGGUUUUGCGUUGAGCGUUUCAGCACACCACCCCAAAGCCCCCCUGUGCGUCUGCUCACGGUGGUGCGAAGGGCCACCUCGUCUGAGCAGCACUACGUGUGCCUGGCCAUCGUGCUCUCUGCUAAAGACCGGUCUCUCAUUGUGUCCACUAAGGAAGAGCUGCUUCAGACCUAUGUGGAUGACUUCAGUGAGGAGUCCUCCUUCUAUGAGAUUCUUCCCUGCUGUGCUCGCUUCCGCUGCGCUGACCUCAUCACUGAGGGGCAGUGGCACCACCUGGUGUUAGUUAUGAGCAAGGGAAUGCUGAAGAACAGCAUGGCGACUCUCUACAUCGAUGGCCAGAUGGUCAGCACGGUCAAGCUGCACUAUGUUCACAAUGCUCCCGGCGGCUCUGCAUCCGCAAACCCACCUGUGGUGAGCACGGUGUACAGCUACAUCGGUACGCCACCGGCCCAGCGCCAGCUCUCCGCUCUGGUCUGGCGACUGGGGCCCACUCACUUUCUGGAGGAGGUUCUGCCUGCUGCCAGUGUGGCUGCCAUCUAUGAACUGGGACCCAAUUAUGUAGGCAGUUUCCAAGCUGUUUACCUGCCAUGCAAAGACUCAAAGACUGAGGCUGUGCCACCAUGUCCUGUUGCAUUGGUCCCUGAAGAGAAGGUCUCCUUUAGUCUCUUUGCUCACUCUGCAUCUACUCUCACUGUGGCCAAGAUACGAAAGGUCUACAACAAACUGGACAGCAAAACCAUUGCCAAACAGCUGGGGGUUUCCUCUCAUGAAAGUGCCAUACCAGUCAAGCUCGUCCAUAAUGCAGUGGGCCAUCUCAACGGGUCGGCCAGGACCAUUGGAGCUGCAGUCAUCGGUUACCUGGGUGUGCGCGCCUUCGUGACCAAACCAGUGGCCACCAACCUCCAGUACAUCGGAGGAGCAGCUGCCAUUCUGGGCCUGGUUGCCAUGGCGUCAGACGUGGAGGGUCUCUAUGCUGCAGUAAAAGCGUUAGUGUGUGUUGUGAAGAGCAACCCGCUAGCUAGCAAGGAGAUGGAACGUAUCAAAGGAUACCAGCUGUUGGCCAUGCUGCUGAAGAAGAAGCGCCCUCUGUUGAACAGCCAUAUUCUUCACUUGACCUUCUCUCUUGUCGGAACUGUCGAUAGUGGCCAUGAGACCUCAAUCAUCCCGAACUCCACAGCUUUUCAGGACCUGCUGUGUGAUUUUGAGGUUUGGCUUCAUGCUCCCUAUGAGCUGCACCUCUCUCUCUUCGAGCACUUCAUUGAACUUCUGACUGAAUCCAGUGAAGCUGCUAAGAAUGCCAAACUGUUGCGGGAGUUUCAGUUGAUCCCCAAACUUCUGCUGACUCUGAGGGAUCAGUCUCUGUCUCAGCCCACCAUCGCUGCCAUCGGCAACGUCCUCAGUCUCCUGCUGCAGGGCUUCCCCAACUCAUAUGACCUACUAAGGUUUGGGCAGUUCAUCUCUUCAACAUUGCCAACAUUUGCAGUCUGUGAGAAGUUUGUCAUUAUGGAGAACACCAAUGAGGAGAAGAUCGACCGGGGAGCUGAUGAUGAGUUUGGAGGCCUCUUGUCAUCCAACUUGAUUCUUCUGCGGAACAGACUACUGGAUAUCCUGCUCAAACUGCUCUUCAGCUGCAAAGAGAAGAACAUUGUUAAUGCACAGGCUUGUGAAGAGCUUGUGCGCACUUUGGGUUUUGAUUGGUUGCUGAUGUUUAUGGAAGAACACAUUCACUCCAGCACAGUGACGGCUGCUCUCUUAAUCUUGGUGGUGUUGAUGAGUAACCAAUCCAUCCUGAGCCGGUUUAAAGAGGGCCUGUCGGGAGGAGGCUGGCUGGACCACACAGACUCUGUGCUCACUAAUAAGAUUGGCACUGUUCUGGGUUUUAAUGUGGGCCGCAGCGCAGGGGGCAGGUCAACGGUGCGUGAAAUCAACCGAGAUGCCUGCCAUUUCCCAGGAUUCCCUGUGUUGCAAACUCUACUGCCCAAACACACCAACGUUCCAGAGAUCUACUUCAUGCUCAUGGCCCUUUUCCUCCAGCAACCAAUCACAGAGCUGCCUGACAGCCUGCAGGUACAUUUUGACCUGGACUCUAUCUGGACGUUUAUAUUUGGCGUCCCAGCCUCCAGUGCUACAGUGGUGGGCUCCAUUCACAACAUGUGCACUGAAGCAGCGUUCCUGCUCCUGGCCAUGCUGCGCAGCAUGCUCAACCUGCCUUGGCAAUCAGAGGAAGAGGGUUCCUGGCUGAGAGAAUAUCCCAUCACUCUCAUGCAGUUUUUCCGUUACCUCUAUCACAACAUCCCAGAUCUGGCACCCAUGUGGCACAGCCCGGACUUCCUGUGUACACUUGCUGCUACAGUUUUCCCCUUCAAUAUACGGCCCUACUCUGAAAUGGUGAGUGAUUUGGAUGAUGAAGCAAGCUCUCCCACAGAAGAGUUCAAAGCCUUUGUGACGGAUACAGGCAUGAACCGCAGCCAGUCAGAAUACUGUAAUGUAGGCAAUAAAACCUACCUGACCAACCACCCAGCCAAGAAGUACGUCUUUGACUUCAUGAGGGUCCUCAUCAUGGACAACCUGUGCAUGACACCUGCCAGCAAACAGACCCCCAUCAUUGAUCUUCUGCUAGAGGCCGCACCAGAGCGCUCCACCAGAACCCAGCAGAAGGAGUUUCAGUCCUACAUCCUGGACAGUGUGAUGGAGCAGCUUCUGGCAGCAGAUGUUCUGUUGGGUGAGGAGGCAUCAUUGCCAAUAACGACAGGAGGAAGCUACCAGAUCCUGGUCAGCAAUGUUUUCUACUUCACCCAGCGUGUGGUGGAUAAGCUGUGGCAGGGCAUGUUCAACAAAGAGUCCAAGCUUGUGGUGGAAUUCAUAGUUCAGCUGAUCACCCAGUCCAAACGGCGAUCACAGGGUUUGUCUCUGGACUCAAUCUACCAUUGUCUGAACCGAACAAUCCUCUACCAGCUCUCACGACCACACAAAACGGUCCCGCAACAGGUCACCCUGCUGGAUUCACUGCGUGUGCUGACAGUAAACCGAAACCUCGUACUGGGACCCGGCAACCAUGACCAGGAGUUUGUGGCUUGUCUGGCCCACUGCUUGAUCAACCUGCACACGGGGAGUAGUGUGGAGGGCUUUGGUUUGGAGGCAGAGGCCAGAAUGACCACCUGGCAUGUUGCGGUUCCUUCUGAGAACGAAUCGGACAAUGUCCAGAGCCAGGAUGUUAGCGAAGGUCGUCAAUUACUGCUCAAGGCGGUGAAUCGCGUGUGGACGGAACUCAUGCACAGUAAGCGGCAAAUGCUGGAGGACAUUUUUAAAGUGUCUCUACCCGUCAAUGACCGAGGACAUGUGGACAUUGCCACUGCUCGACCUGCCUUAGAGGAACCUGCUGCUAAAAGCUGGCAGAACCACCUGGUCCAUGAGAAGAAAUGCAUCAGCAGGGGCGAGACCGUUGCCCCAGCGAAUCAGUCCAAACUGUCUCGAGUCAGCAGUAACUUUGGUCUGUCCAAACUGACCGGCUCCCGUCGCAGCAAAAAGGAAAGUGGAAUGAACAAGAACAAUCUUUCUGCACAGGAAACCUUUCAGUGGAUGUUCACGCACAUUGCUGUGGUCCGAGACUUGGUAGCAAUGCAGUACAAGGAACAUCAAGAGAGACAGCAGAAUGCGCUGAAGUAUGUGAUGGAUGAGUGGGCAGGGAUUGAAUAUGAGCUGCUUCGGGAAAGGGGCCUCUGGGGGCCUCCUAUUGGCUCCCACCUGGACAAGUUUCAGUUGGACAUGACCGAGGGACCCUGUAGAAUGAGGAAGAAGAUGGUUCGGAAUGACAUGUUUUACAUUCAUUAUCCCUACGUGCCUGAUCCUGAGCCCAACGCAAGCACUCAGAAACCAGUGCGGUACAGACGAGCGAUAAGCUAUGACAGUAAGGAGUAUUACAUGCGGCUGCUGUCAGGGAACCCGGGGAUGUACCAGCACUCCAUAGAGCAGAACACGGAGGGAGAGACCACACAGCAGGAGCCUGAACAUGGAGAGGACACCAUCGCAAGGGUCAAAGGUUUGGUUAAAGCUCCUUUAAAGCGGUCCCGCUCUACAGCGGAUGGAGCCGAUGAGGACAGUCAAGACCAGCUGCAGGAGUUGCUAGAGUCAGGAGCUAUGGACGAGGAGCAGAAAACUGACAACACCACACUGCUCCGCCUGCUGGAGGAGGGGGAGAAGAUCCAGCACAUGUACCGCUGUGCUCGAGUUCAGGGUCUGGACACCAGUGAAGGGCUGCUCUUAUUUGGGAAAGAACAUUUCUAUGUGAUCGACGGCUUCACCAUGACGGUCACCAGAGAGAUUAGAGACAUUGAGACACUCCCUGCAAAUAUGCAUGAGCCUAUCAUCCCCCGAGGGGCCCGGCAGAGCAAGAGUCAGCUGAAACGAACCUGCAGCAUCUUUGCUUACGAAGACAUCAGAGAGGUGCACAAACGUCGCUAUCUGCUUCAGCCCAUGGCAGUAGAAGUGUUUUCCGGAGAUGGAAGAAAUUAUCUGUUGGCUUUCCAAAAAGGAGUCCGGAACAAAGUGUAUCAAAGGUUCCUGGCAGUUGUUCCCUCACUAGCCGACAGCUCCGAAUCUGUCUCUGGGCAACGUCCCAACACCAGUGUGGAACAAGGGUCAGGUCUUCUCAGUACGCUGGUCGGCGAGAAGUCAGUGACCCAAAGAUGGGAGAGAGGAGAAAUCAGUAAUUUCCAAUAUCUGAUGCAUCUCAACACACUGGCUGGCAGGUCAUAUAAUGACCUGAUGCAGUAUCCUGUCUUUCCAUGGAUCCUGGCAGACUUUGACUCUGAGGAACUGGACCUCAACAAUCCAAAGACAUUCCGAAACUUAUCCAAACCCAUGGGAGCUCAGACAGAUGAUAGACUGAUCCAGUACAAGAAAAGAUUCAAAGACUGGGAGGAUCCUACUGGCGAGACUCCAGCGUAUCAUUACGGCACUCAUUAUUCCUCUGCAAUGAUCGUGGCCUCAUAUCUGGUCAGAAUGGAGCCGUUCACACAGAUCUUUCUCAGGCUUCAGGGUGGACAUUUUGAUCUAGCCGACCGAAUGUUUCACAGUGUACGAGAGGCUUGGCUGUCUGCUUCCAAACACAACAUGGCUGAUGUGAAGGAACUCAUUCCUGAAUUUUUCUACCUUCCCGAGUUCCUACUUAAUUCUAACAACUUCGAUCUUGAGCUGAAGGAGCCAGUGGGUCAGAUAGUGUGCACUGACAAGGGCAUUCUGGCUGUUGAGCAGAACAAGGUGUUGGUUCCUCCUGCCUGGAAUAAAACCUUCGCCUGGGGCUAUGCGGACCUCAGCUGCCGCCUCUCCAACUAUGAGUCUGACAAGGCGGUUGUAGUAUAUGAGUGCCUGUCUGAGUGGGGGCAGAUCCUGUGUGCUAUCUGCCCCAAUCCCAAACUGGUUAUUACUGGUGGAUUAAGCACCGCUAUCUGUGUGUGGGAGACCGGGACUUCCAAAGAGAAAGCCAAGACCAUCACACUCAAACAGGCUCUUCUGGGCCACACAGAUGCAGUUACAUGUCUCACAGCGUCAUCAGCUUACCACAUCAUUGUGAGUGGCUCUCGAGACCGUACGUGCAUCAUUUGGGACCUGAAUAAGCUGUCUUUCGUCACCCAGCUGAGGGGCCACCGGGCUCCCGUCUCCGCACUCUGCAUCAACGAACUUACUGGUGAUAUAGUGUCCUGUGCUGGCACGUACAUCCAUGUGUGGAGCAUCAAUGGAAGCCCCAUCGCCAGCGCCAACACUUUCACCGGCCGCAGCCAACAAAUCCUCUGCUGCUGCAUCUCAGAGAUGAAUGAGUGGGACACACAGAAUGUUAUCGUUACGGGACACUCCGACGGUGUUGUCAGGUUCUGGAGAAUUGAGUUCCUCCAAGUCCCAGAAACCCCUGCUCCAGAGCCUGUAGAGCCCCCCGAUGUGCCAGACUGCUGUGGAGAGAUUGAGGGCCGUGAUGCUCCAGAGGAUGACAGCAGUGAGUCUGAAGGAGAGGAAGCCAACCUCAGUCAGGACUCUAAACCUCGGACCUCAAACAGCCAGCCCAGCAGUACCGUCCACAGACCCAAACCUCGCACCGGAGCCUCCUGGUCGGUGGACAGUGGCUCUGACGACUCCCGCCGCUGGUCGGACACGCUCAGUAUUGACGAGAAGGACGGCUUUGUUUUUGUAAACUACUCAGAGGGCCAGAUUAGACCGGGAAUUCCCUCGCAGCCACAUUUACAACCGCACUCAGCACCCUCACAUGGGCCAGUACCACAGCCUCUUCAGCCCAGUACUAUGGAGGCUCGGUCGUACAACAAGCUCAAACCAGGCUACAGAUGGGAGAGACAGCUGGUGUUCCGGAGCAAACUCACCAUGCACACAGCGUUUGACCGCAAGGACAACGCUCAUCCUGCGGAAAUCACCUCACUUGCCAUUUCAAAAGACCACAGUAAGAUCCUGGUAGGCGACAGCCGUGGCCGCGUGUUCAGUUGGUCUGUCAGUGAUCAGCCCGGACGCUCGACCGCAGACCACUGGGUGAAGGACGAGCAGGUGGACAGCUGCUCUGGAUGCGCUGUGCGUUUCUCCCUCACUGAAAGGCGCCACCACUGCAGAAACUGUGGCCAGGUCUUCUGCCAGAAGUGUAGUCGCUUCCAGUCAGAGAUCAAGCGGCUGAAAAUCUCCUCUCCUGUGCGUGUGUGUCAGAACUGUUACUACAACCUGCAGCAUGAGCGGGGCUCUGAGGAAAGCCCGAGAAACUAGAUCACCCUCACCCCACAUCACAUGCCCAAAAGCCACACCACCAACCACCCUCAAAAACCCCAUUUCACUGCUCCCCGCGCAAAAUCUCAUCGGUAAAGCACUGACGUACACCAAAAUAGGAUCACUAAUGCUCAUAAUUUCAUAUAUCGCAGAAGUGUGACCAUUAAAAAGAGAUGAUUGUUAGUUUACUUUUCCAUUCAUGCGUUUUCUUUUGCAGUAUGGUCUGUCAUCUCAUUGGCAUCAUCCACAAAGUCUGCGUUACGUUUAGAUUUUAGACAAAUCAAUGCAUAUAAAACGCUUCCUGAUGAAACGAGAUGACAUUUGUUUAUAUUGUAAAUACUUACAAUGGCAUUUUUAACUAGAAACAGUAAAAACAAAAAGUCAUUAUUAAGAGAUAAAAGAAGAAAUCAAAACACGACACAUUGCUUGUAAUAUAGUAUUACAGUAUGUUAAAAAUCACUCCUGGCUUUAAAAGAACAAAAAUGCGAGUGCGUGUGUAGUCGAUGUCACAAGUCACAGCCUCCCAGCGGGAAUAAUAUUGGGGACUAUGAAUGUUGAUAAAUGUUUGUGGAUUGACGUUACUAGCUUGUCUAGUUAUGCAAAUGCUUAAUUAUUAUGUUUAUUUUAUAUGUUCUGUUGAAGUGUUGCCCACAGCAUCAGCCAGUUGCCAUAGAUGACUUUUUCCAUUUAAAUUUGGUUGCCAACCUGCCUUGAUAUGUAACUACUAUCAUAUAUUUUAACAGUCGUGUAGGUCAAUGAAAGUAUGUAAAUGUUGAAUUUAGAUUAAAGACCACUUUAAAUCUUUUUUAAAUGACAGGAUCCAUUCAACCUUUAAAUGAUUCCACCAAAUUUCUAUCAUGCGCUUCAAAGACAGAAAUGUUUCAAGUCAAUUGAAAGACUGUAUUAUGAAACAUGUUUCUGAAGUGUCAAGAGUUCCUGCUUAGUUUAUAUUGGAUGUUUUGAAUCUGUACAUUUUGCAUUAGUGUGGGACUUCUCUGACUGUCCUUAAUGUGAUACUUCAUUUGUUAUUAGCUCAUAUGAAUUAAACAACUUAAAUGUUACUCUGACACUAGCUUUAAAAUUUGUUGUUUUUUGUUUUUAGUAAAAGCAUACAUUUCUUAUUCUUAAAACCUCACCAUUUUUAACCAUUUGCGAUGUUGCACCAGUGUAAAUGUCAGUAGAUUAUGAAAGCAAUAGUUAGUGAUGUUUUCACACAUUUCACAAAAUACUAGCUUGAACGUUAUUGUGUGUAAAGAAAAAGGGAUUUAACACUUUUAAUGGACUGGAAGCCUAGUUUCUCUUUACCUUAGACAGAACUAUGAAAGAAAGUUUGUUUUCAUCUUCUUCUUUUUUUUGAUACUGUGGGCAAUACCCUAUUAAAAAUGCUGCUUUGAUUAAUAGAGAGAAUUUCUUUCUUUCUCUUUCUUUAAAUGGUCUGACACAACUUUAAAAAGAUGGAAAAUGUGUUACCAUUGCAGUUGUUUUAUUCACUGUUGUAUGAUUUCCGUACAGCCUAAUAUGCACUCGUUAUAGUUGAAUUAUUCUAUAUUAAUGUACUGUAAUUCAGUGUGCAAUCAUAACAUCGCAAAGCUGUUGGGAUUUUGCUGUCGACAAGCAGCUCAAAGAUCAAAUGGCUAUAUCAAUCUGAAAUUCUUUUUGCACCUUGACAUGUAGACAAGACAAAGAAAUGGAGUAAUCACUGUUUUAUCAGAUGCAUUUUUAUGUUGUGCGCUAUACUUUUGAAACGGUGCGUUACUUUACAGUGAGAUGUGAGACUGUACGAAGUAUUUAUGCAGUUAUAAGGGUUUCUUUUUUAUGAUGAUGAUUUUUUUUGGAAUUUUUCAGCAA
Messenger RNA from Sinocyclocheilus anshuiensis, 12140 nucleotides. RefSeq names its product WD repeat and FYVE domain-containing protein 3. Gene Ontology annotation, molecular function: metal ion binding; protein binding. The record is from RefSeq and is a predicted model, not a curated record. Bases 171 to 10292 code for a protein of 3373 amino acids. The transcript has 62 exons. Lineage: Eukaryota; Metazoa; Chordata; Actinopteri; Cypriniformes; Cyprinidae. Gene Ontology annotation, biological process: aggrephagy.